Scophthalmus maximus (turbot) is the source of this 5838-nucleotide messenger RNA. It is a transcript of the gene far1, whose product is annotated as fatty acyl CoA reductase 1. Gene Ontology annotation, biological process: long-chain fatty-acyl-CoA metabolic process. The record is from RefSeq and is a predicted model, not a curated record. The coding region runs from base 262 to 1866 and encodes 534 amino acids. Gene Ontology annotation, cellular component: peroxisome. The transcript has 13 exons. Gene Ontology annotation, molecular function: alcohol-forming very long-chain fatty acyl-CoA reductase (NADP+) activity. Lineage: Eukaryota; Metazoa; Chordata; Actinopteri; Pleuronectiformes; Scophthalmidae.
CGGAUGCAGGGUUGGACUCGGUGAGCGUGAAUUCAAGCGCAAACUCCUCGUUCACCCGCAACGCGACUUGUCAGGCAUUCACCCCCGGCUCCUCCUCCUCCUCCUCCCGCAGCUCCCGCGUUUCACCGCCGUCUGCAUUUCAGUUUAAAUGUGAAAAGGCGUCGUUCGGCGAAGCUCACUGCAUUUCAUCAGCGUCUCCGUUCAGCCGGGCGGGUACCGGGCCGGGCGGGCACUGUACUGUACUGUACUGUACUGUGGCAAAUGGACGGUGCAGUGUUGCUGAGCUGCUCACUGAACAGGACGGCAGGCAACAUGGUGAACAUCCCAGAAUACUACGCAGGGAAGAAUGUGCUCAUCACCGGGGCAACGGGUUUCAUGGGCAAGGUGCUGCUGGAGAAGCUGCUGAGGUCGUGCCCUGAGGUCAAGGCUGUGUACGUGAUGGUCCGGUCCAAAGCCGGCCAGAGUCCCCAGGCUCGCAUCGCCGACAUGAUCAACUGCAAGUUGUUUGAGAAGUUGCAGGACGAGCAGCCGGGCUUCGCGGAGAAGAUCGUCGCCGUGAGCAGCGACCUCACGCUGCCGGAGCUGGAUCUGAGCAAAGAGGAUCAGAGCGUCCUGGCCGAAAAGGUCAACAUCGUCUUCCACUGCGCCGCCACCAUCCGCUUCAACGAGCCGCUCAAGGACGCGAUGCAGCUGAACGUCCUGGCCACCCAGAAGAUGCUGGCGCUGGCCCACACGAUGAAGCACCUGGAGAUCUUCCUCCACGUCUCCACCGCCUACGCCAACUGUGACCGGGAGCUGAUCGAAGAAGUCGUCUACCCUCCCCCCGUCGACUACCGCCGACUCAUCGACACUCUGGACUGGAUGGACGACGACCUGGUGUCGACGCUGACCCCCAAGCUGAUCGGGAAGCGUCCCAACACCUACACCUACACCAAAGCCCUGGCCGAGUAUCUGGUGCAGCAGGAGGCCGGAGACAUGAACGUCGCCAUCAUCAGACCCUCCAUCGUCGGAGCCAGCUGGAAGGAGCCCUUCCCAGGUUGGAUUGAUAAUUUCAACGGACCCAGUGGAAUAUUCAUUGCCGCCGGGAAGGGGAUCCUGCGCACGAUGAGGGCGUCCAACGACGCGGUUGCCGAUCUGGUGCCUGUGGACGUGGUCAUCAACGCCACGCUGGCUGCUGCUUGGUACUCUGGAUCCCAGACGGGCAACAGGACUAAAAACAUCCUGGUGUACAACUGCACCACCGGUGGGAUCAACCCGUUUCGCUGGGGCGAAGUCGAGUACCAUGUAAUAUCCACAUUCAAGAGGAACCCCCUCGAGCAGGCCUUCCGUCGGCCCAAUGUAAAUCUCACAUCCAAUCACCUAAUCAAUCAGUACUGGAUCACCGUGAGCCACAAGGCUCCGGCGUUCCUCUACGAUCUGUACCUCAGGCUGAUUGGACGAGAGCCCAGGAUGAUGAAGACGAUCACCCGCCUCCACAAAGCCAUGAUGGUCCUGGAGUACUUCACCAGUCACUCCUGGGCGUGGAACACCGACAACGUGGCCAUGCUGCUGGCCCAGAUGAGCCCCGAGGACAAGAAGGUGUUUAACUUUGAUGUGCGUCAGCUGCACUGGGCAGAGUACAUGGAAAAUUACUGUAUGGGAACGAAGAAGUACGUCCUGAACGAGGAGCUGUCGGGUCUUCCCGCCGCACGGAAACACCUCAACAAGCUCCGGAACAUCCGCUACACCUUCAACACCGUCCUGGUGGUGCUCAUCUGGCGCGUGUUCAUCGCCCGGUCCCAGAUGGCCAGAAACAUCUGGUACUUCGUGGUGAGCCUCUGCUUCAAGUUCCUCUCCUACUUCAGAGCCUCCUCCACCAUGAGAUAGUGAGCCGGCGACGGGAUGGAGGGAAAGAAGACACACGGAAAGAACGGAAGGAGCUGGAGCUCAAAGCCACUCAACGCGACACCACGUUUACAUUCACACUCCCAGAUUUAAAAUGGAACCAUGAAAAAAACCCACCUCAGACACGGACAAAGCUUCUGGCACAUCUCGGAUAAUCUCGAGGGCGUGGAUUCAUCUCACAACGUUCCAACGCUCACGCUAACGGGACUAGCAUCAGGACCACUGGUCCCGACUCAGUCCCUUCCCGGUCGCUCCGGGUCCGUCUCUGGUUUUCAGCUUUACUCCAGAGCACUUCCUGUAAAAAGCUGUGCCCCACCCCCUCUUGGCCUGGCUGCUGCUCGCUCGUCUGCAAAACAAAAGCUAUGCACUGGAUGAUGACGCUCCGCUGCCACAAUCCUCCGCUGGUUUUGAGUCGGUCCCGUUUUUCUGUAAAUGUGUUUCUUCUCAACUCUUUUUUUUUGUUUUUUUCUUCUCCCUUUAAGUUUGUGUGUGGAUCCCUUGAGGUUUACGGAGAUGUUCUCAAAAUCUAUUCAAACAUCUGUAAAACGCACGGGUGAAGGACGAAUCCUUCGUGACUAGGCGAAGGCUUCCUCGAGGACAGGUUUACCGAUUGUUUCGUCUCCGUCUUGUUCUGUCAACACCAAAGCCAUUUCAAUGGAUGGUCAUGACGGUUGCACUUGUACCUUUUGGAGUAACGAUGAACCCUGCGUUGCCCUUCUCUCCCAACAGCCAUUUCCCCUCAACACCCUCAACGAUACUUCCCCCCCUGUAGUUCCCUCAUCGACUGCGGUGGCUGGUUCCCUGAUUUUCGACCGAGCACAGUGCAGAUUGCAACACGAUGCCUACAGAUCAGUCUUAUGUCAGCAGAUUGUGCAAAUCAAGCUCUGAAAGUCACGUGACCAUCUCUAAAAACAAAAACUAAAAAUCUCUUUUUGCCAAAGUAGCUCUUUGCUAACAGACUCGUAGCUCAGUUGAGACGAAGAAUUUUUUCACAUUUGUAAAACUUUCGUCAGUGGAUAACAUCUCGCCAUUCACGUUCUUUGUUAAGUAAAACUACAUUUCAGGUAGCUCGGAAGUGUAGCUCGCCAUCUUUUGUGAAAGGAUUUUGAACGUAUGGGUGGUAAUAAGCCACAUUACUGGUUCAUGUAGCCGGUACACGUGUUGAGAAGCCGUCACGUACUUCAUGAAGCCGUUACGCCCCUCGAACCUUUCGUACGCCUUCAUCGCUCCUUCGAGUCUGCAACGUGAGCUGAAAACCUUGCAUUAUUCAUCUGUGUUCUUACAGGAGUCGCUCCCUCUGCCAUGUUAAGCCUUAAGUUAACGCAUCUGAGGUUGACCUGUUCACACGCGCGUCCUCUCCGUGUCUUACGCCAUAACGACUUCAAACCCCCGGGAGUGCCCCCCGAAUGUGAUCUUUCCACACUGGACAUCGGAUCAGGUUUAGUCGGUGGGAGAAGAGAAAUUGUGCCUGAAACUUUUGUCAACAAUCAAUGUGAAAAAGAGCAAUCAGAUCUAUGUUUUAUAAUUAUUUUGUGUACAGCUCCAUUUAGGGUAGACGUCAAAAUCUAUAUACAUAUAUAUAUAUAUAUAUAACCAUGUAUUUUUCGCGUGGCUGUUUUACUGACGCAAAGCUUCAGCUGCUGUAAAUAAAAACAAGGAAAAGAGUAAAUGUGUCAAACAUAGGCACAGAAUGUGGAUGACUGUUGUUACGAUGCUUGUUACUGUAAACGUUACAUGAACCUUGAAGAAUGACGCAGCCUGAAUUAUGUGCGUAGCCGGAAUCUUCCUCUUGCUCCUGAAACGACAAAUUAGCAAAACUGUAAUUGCCUGUACUUUUUUACUAUGAAGCUCAUCGGAGGGCCGUGACGCCUCGCUGUUGUAACUCCAUUUCCUCGUAAUAGUGGGUCCGUUUUUUUGUUUUUGUUUGUUUGUUAGUUUUUGUGGUGACCGGUUGUUGUCAUGCUCUUGGAGGGGAAAGAAGGCCAAGGCGUCUACAUCAGUGUCUUCGUCAAGAUCGUUCCUGUGAUUUGAGAAGUGAGACGGAUGAACUAUUCCUUUUUCAAGUUCUCGCUUUUGUUAUGACCAGGAAAUAUGGAACCCUACGUUACUCAAAAGUAACAUCUUGGAACGAAUCCUAAAACAUCUCACUGAUACUUCUUUCUCAAAAGCCCCUGAAAAGCUUUGGAAAAAGGUUUGAAAUCACAAAUAUUUCAAUUUCAAAUGUAGAUCUUUCGAUCUUAUUUAAAGAAAUAGUUUGAUACUUAUUUGCUUCCUUAUUGUGUGUUGGGUGAGACGCUCAAUACCACUCAUGUGUCCGUACAGUAAAUUCUGAUCUACAGCCAGGAGCUGGUUGGCCAGGAGCUGGUUGGCCGGGAGCUGGUUGGCUGAGCUUAGCAUUAAAAACUGGAAACAAGGGCUAAAACUAGCAUGGCAAGGUAGCUAGGGCGUAAAGUUAGCUUUGCAAGACCUUAGUUAAAGGAAUAGUUUGACACUUACUUGCUUCCUUGUCGGGUGAGACGCUCCAUACCGCUCUUGUGUCCGUACAGUAAAUUCUAAGCUACAGCCAGAAGCUGGUUAGCCAGAAGCUGGUUUGUUGAGCUUAGCAUCAAAAACUGGAAACAAGGGUUUAAGCUGGCAUGACAAGGAAGCUAGGGGUAAAAGUUAGCAUGACAAGGAAGCUAGGGGUAAAAGUUAGCAUGACAAGGAAGCUAGGGGUAAAAGUUAGCAUGACAAGGAAGCUAGGGCGUAAAGCUAGCAUGGCAAGAUCUUAGUAAAUGGAAUAGUUUGACACUUACUUGCUUCCCUAGCAUGUGUUGGGUGAGACGCUCCCGCUCUUGUGUCCGUAAAUCCUAAACUAAAGCCACAAGCUGUUUGCAGAGCUGAGCAUUAAAAAAUGGAAAACAAGGGCUAAAGCUAGCAUGGCGAGGUAUCUGAGGCUAAAAGCUAGCAUAGCUCUGCGCAAAGGUAACAAAAAUCCACCUAAGGAACUAGCCGGAGUUUCAGAGAAACAAACUCUGUUUUCCAGUCUUUGCGCUAAGCUAACUUGUGUGCUAGCCCAGGUUCCAUAUAUACUGCUCAAGACCACGAGUGGUAUCAAUCUUCUCAUGUGACUUUUCUUGGAAAAGCUUAUUUUUGCCAACACAUGUCAAACUAUGACUUUAAAAAUGGAUGAACUCUACGGUUAUUUAGUUAGUUGACUCUCAAAAGACGCAGCUGAUCUUCUUCGUGGAUGUUGUUGUUCGAUCGGAUCACGGUGACACUGCUCUGACGAAUACAAACAUCUGUUCAAAGUUUGGCAGAAGCGGUCGUGUUCAUGUUGAACUCUGUCUCUUUGUAAGAAAAAGAAAAAUGGUUGAGAAAAUGGGUUUUUGAAUAAUGGAAUCACAACUUUAGAAAACCUCACAGAUUUCACAUUUAAACUGGUUUAUGUAUAUAGAUAUUUCCCCACAUCAGGUUUUUGUUGAACUAAAUGCUUUUUUUUAUUUUAAUUUUUUUAUUUUUCUUGCAUACACUCACAUCAAUGCACUGUUGUUUUCAAGAAAUGUUACCAGUCUGUUUUCCGAUGUUUGACCGCCUGUGUGUUAACACCUUCACAUCAAAUCAAGAGUGGUGGCUUUAUUAAUUAAUUUAUUUUUUUUUAACUUUUACAGCUUCUUCUUUUCUUUAUCCGAAAGAUAUUUGCUUCUUUCUUUUUUCUACACGUCUCGGGCCGUUUGUGCUCAGGCUGAGGUUCGUGAUCCACUUCCGACCGACUCGAGUGUCCAUGUUCGUUUUAAAAUGUCUCGCUCGUCGCGUGGUUCUGUACGUUAAAUGUCCUUGUUGACUUUUCCUGCCGCAGUCGGUGUCGGUGUGAAACUUUCCCAAAAAGAAAAAGUAAAAAAAAAAAAAAAAAAAUGAAUCAAUGGUGCCUUUUGUUUGUAAACCAAAAAAAGAAGGAAUAAAUGUUUAAUCCUC